AUGUUCAAAUUGGUGGUGUUGUCUGCUCUAUUAGCUCUCGCUGUCGCUAAACCAAGCGGAGUGUGGGUGGAAAAUCCAGUAGUGGAAACUUACAGCGCACCAGUAGUAGCUGCAGUACCUUCCGCUGUAAGUCACACCUACAGAAAGGACGUCAUCAGUGAACCAGCAGUCGUUGCUUAUUCAACACCAGUUGUUCAAAAGUAUGUAGCCACAGCUCCUGUUGUCGCCGCCCCCGUUGUUCAGAAAUACGUAGCUACUGCUCCGGUUGUUCAAAAAUAUGUCGCUGCACCUAUUGCCGUUCCUGCUGCACUUAGUCACAGUUAUAGAAGUGACAUCGUCAGUAAACCAGUUAUUGCAACUUACGCCGCUCCAUGGGCGUACGGACACGGAUGGUAA
This is a messenger RNA of Diorhabda sublineata, 396 nucleotides long. RefSeq names its product cuticle protein 38-like. The transcript has a single exon. Bases 1 to 396 code for a protein of 131 amino acids. Lineage: Eukaryota; Metazoa; Arthropoda; Insecta; Coleoptera; Chrysomelidae. The record is from RefSeq and is a predicted model, not a curated record.